CCCCCGGCGUCUCGGUGGCCGGCGUCUUCCCUCCACUGGGAGCGCGGGCGGCCCCUCUACCUCACGCAUCUCGGUGGCUGGCGCCAACCCCGCCCGCCCACUCUGCGGCGCUCUGAGGAAAUGGCUGCGAAACCCUGGAGACUUGCGGCCCACGGAGCUUACUCCGUGGACACAGUCUCAAGAUAACUUGCCUUGUGAUCUGUGAACAGUGGCUGACGACAACAGCAUUGGGGGCCUGGCGCUUUCCUUGUGCCACGAGGUUGUAACGGCCCUGUUUGUGCUGGGUUUAGGAAGUUGGGAGAAGUGCCCAUGCUUCUGUGUGGGGCAGGUUUUCAUUCUGUACGAGUCCUUCCCCUGGGAUGGAACGUGGCAUAAAAUCUGAGUUGUCAUUAGCAUUUAAAUGUAACUGAAGCCUGUACAGCUUGGGGAAAAAAUUCUUAAGGUAUGGAUGAGAAGGGUGACCCAAGUGGUGAGGAGGCGCCCAAAGCCAUCAAGCCUACCAGCAAGGAGUUCCGGAAGACGUGGGGCUUCCGGAGGACCACCAUCGCCAAGCGCGAGGGUGCCGGGGAUGCGGAGGCGGACACCCUGGAGCCGUCGCCCCGGCAGCAGCAGAGCCCGUCUCUGCGGCGCAGUGGGCGGCAGCCAAAGCGCACGGAGCGGGUGGAGGAGUUUCUGACCACCGUGCGGCGCCGCGGCCGUCGGAGCGCCCCCGCGUCCCUGGAGGACUCCGGGGAGCCAGCGUCCUGUCCGGCGACAGAUGCGGAGACCGCCUCUGAGGGCAGUGUGGAGAGCGCCUCAGACGGGAAGAGCGGGCCCAGGUCCAGCUCCACGGGUGCUAAGCAGCGGCAGGCCUCCUCGGCGAAGGCCAGAGAGGGUGAGGACGAGGAUGACACGUCCGACAGCGACAGUGACGGACUGACCUUGAAGGAACUCCAGAACCGCCUGCGGAAGAAGCGUGAGCAGGAGCCUACAGACCGGCCCACAAGGGGCAUCCAGAACCGCCUGCGGAGGAAGCGGCGGGAGGAGGACCCGGCUGAGACCGUGGACGUCCAGGCGGGUGAUGCAAUGGAGGGCUCGCUGCCCUCCUCACGGGAGCCUGAGGGCGACCUGGGGGCUGCAGCCCAGGCAGCGAAAGAGGACAGAGAGGGCCGACCGGAUGGGAGAGUGGCCCCGGGAGGGAGAGCUGAGGAAGCUGCAGACUCGGUCCGGCACAAGCCGGAGUGUGAGGUGUACGACCCCAGCGCCCUAUACUGCCUGUGCCGCCAGCCUCACAACAACAGGUUUAUGAUUUGCUGUGAUCGAUGUGAAGAAUGGUUUCAUGGUGACUGUGUGGGCAUUUCUGAGGCUCGAGGGCGGCUCUUGGAGAGGAAUGGGGAAGACUACAUCUGCCCCAACUGCACGAUCCUGCAGGUGCAGGACGAGGCCAGCUCAGAAGCCACAGACAUGCAGGACACGAGGUCAGGACCCCUGGGUGCCGACAGCACAGACUUCACCAGUAUAGGAACCGUGGAGCAGAAGUCAAGUGAAGACCAGGGAAUUAAGGGUAGAAUUGAAAAAGCUACAAACCCAAGUGGCAAGAAGAAACUCAAGAUAUUCCAGCCCGUCGUGGAGGCGCCUGGUGCUGCCAAGUGCAUCGGCCCUGGGUGCUCAAGCGUGGCGCAGCCCGACUCGGUCUACUGCAGCAACGACUGCAUCCUGAAGCAUGCCGCAGCCACCAUGCGCUUCCUGAGUGCAGGGAAGGAGCAGAAACCCAAAGCAAAAGAAAAGCUCAAGACAAAGCCAGAAAAAAUCGUUCUUCAAAAAUGUAGCGUUCAAGCAGGCAUUAAAAUCUCUUCUGUGCACAAGAGACUGGCUUCAGACAAGAAGGAAAACGCAGUGAAGAAGGCGGCAGUGGCCCCUCCCAGGAACGAGGUCCUCACUAAGGAGCCAGCCUGUGAGAGCAGCACUCCAUCCUGGGCCAGCGACCACAAUUACAAUGCAGUAAAGCCAGAACAGACUGCUGCCCCCUGGCCGCCACUGUUGUAUAAAUCUGUGAAGGAGGACAGACGCAUGGAGGAGAAGACGGCUGUGGUGGUGGCGAAGAAGUUGGCUCCUCCAGGGUCCUCAGGGGCCGGCAGACAACCCCCAGGCAGAAAUCUCCUUCCAAAGAAGUCCCCUUUUGCAAACACAGCAGUGGCCAAGCCCACUGUCAGAAAGUCGCCCUCCGGCUUCAAGGGCACCAUCCCCAAGAGGCCGUGGCUCUCGGCCACCACCGCCCCCUCAGGCAGUGCUCCCCCUGCCAAACAGGCAGGGCUGGUGGCUGCUGCCGCCUCAUCUGCUUCCAGAAAGUUCCCCAGCUCUGCUGCUUCUGUGGGAGCUGUCAGGAAGCCUGGGAAUACCUCAGUUCCCCUGGCCUCUCCAGCCCCGGGACGCUUGGGCCCCGUGAGCCCCGCUUCAUCACAGCCAAAUUCACAGAUUCGGCAGAACAUAAGACGCUCCUUGAAGGAGAUCUUGUGGAAAAGAGUCAAUGACAGUGAUGACUUAAUCAUGACAGAAAAUGAAGUAGGGAAAAUCGCGCUGCUCAUCGAGAAGGAGAUGUUUAACUUGUUCCGAGUCACGGACAAUCGGUACAAGAGCAAGUACCGCAGCCUCAUGUUCAACCUCAAGGACCCCAAAAACCAGGGACUUUUCCAUCGAGUUCUGCGUGAAGAAAUCUCAUUGGCGAAACUGGUGAGAAUGAAGCCAGAAGAACUGGUCUCCAAAGAGCUCUCCGUGUGGAGAGAGCGAACGACAAAGCCCGUGAUGGAGUCCAGAACGAAAUUGCACAAUGAGACUAAGAAGCCUGCCAUUAAACAGGAAGCCGUACCCGACAUGGAAGACUCUCCACCAGUGUCAGACUCUGAUGAGCAGCAAGAGUCGGUGCGGGCAGCCCCCGAGCGGAGUGCAGCGCCGCUGCCGGGUGUCUUCAGCAGCAUGCUGCAGGACACGACCAGCCAGCACCGGGCGCACCUCUUUGACCUGAACUGCAAGAUCUGCACGGGUCAGGUUCCAUCCUCGGAAGAGGAGCCAGCUCCGAAAAAACAGAAGUUGUCAACUUCUGUCAAGAAGGAAGAGUCCAAGUCCAAGCGCGACAGCCCCCCACCUGAGCCGGUUCUCAGCGAGGCAGAUGAUGUGGCGCCUGAAACCCCGCCUGAAAAUGCCUCGGAGCCAGACCUGGAAAGUGCAGCUCGAACCCACUUAGAGGGGAAGUACCUCCCAGCGCCUCUGGAGGAUAGCCAGCCUGAGGCCCCCGCCCUGGAAGGUCCACCCUGCCCCACCCCUGGUGGUGGCAGCGUGCUCACCACGGUCACGAUGUCCGGUCGGGACCCCAGGACUGCAUUGGGCGGGCCGAGCACGGCCACAACUCCUGCAACAACCCACCCGGAGGGCACCACCCCAGCAGAGCCCCGACAAGACAUACCAAAGCCAGUGCCACCCUCCGUGACGGUGCCCAAGUCCAUCCUGGCCAAGCCAUCCGCGUCCCCUGAGCCUAGAUAUCUCCUGUCUGUGCCGCCGUCCCCAAGCAUCAGCAUCUCAGAGUCCCGGUCCCCUCCUGAAGGAGACACAACUCUCUUCUUGUCUCGACUCAGCACCAUUUGGAAAGGAUUUAUUAACAUGCAAAGCGUAGCCAAGUUUGUCACUAAGGCGUAUCCUGUCUCUGGAUGUUUUGAUUAUCUCAGUGAGGACCUGCCCGACACGAUUCACAUUGGCGGGAGGAUUGCUCCAAAGACCGUGUGGGAUUACAUCGGCAAGCUCAAAUCCUCAGUGUCCAAGGAGCUCUGUCUGAUCCGCUUCCACCCCGCGACUGAGGAGGAGGAGGUGGCCUAUAUCUCACUCUACUCCUACUUCAGCAGCCGUGACCGCUUUGGCGUCGUGGCCAACAACAGCCGGCACGUCAAGGACCUCUACCUGAUCCCACUCAGCGCCACUGACCCCAUCCCCUCCAAACUGCUGCCCUUUGAGGGGCCAGGUCUCGAGUCACCGCGUCCAAACAUAAUCCUUGGGUUAGUGAUCUGUCAGAAAACAAAGCGGCCCUCAGGCGUUGGGGAGCUAGACAAGGCGGAGGAGAAGCGGGCUCGCCUGCUGACACAGGAUGAAGUGGAGCCUGUCCAUCCCAAAGUGCCUGCUGCCCUGCCGCCAGAGAAGAGGCCCCCCAAGUACCAGCUCUGCCCAGGGGACACGGCUGUUAGCGCCACGCCCCCGGGCUCUCCCCCACCCCCACCCCCUCCUCCAGAAGCACCUGGGGCGCCAGGCUCGUCUUCCGUGGUGAAAAUACUGUCGUCCCUCAAACCAGGAGCCACAGCACCAUCUGGGACAGCGGCAGCAGCUCCAGCAGCGGCUUCCUCUGUCUCUUCAACUUCAAAGACCGCCUCGCCCCUGGAACACAUCCUGCAGACUCUCUUUGGGAAGAAGAAGUCGUUUGACCCCCUCUCCAAAGAGCCUGUGGAGUUGGCCCCAGCCCCCCACCAGGACUCCAAAGCCAAGACUGAUGGGGGGCUGACGGCAGCACCCCUGCUGGACCCCAUCGUCCAGCAGUUCGGUCAACUUUCCAAAGACAGAGCCCUGGAGGAGGAGGAGGACGAUAGGCCGUAUGACCCUGAGGAAGAGUACGGUCCCGAGAGAGCCGUGGACACUCCGCCCAGUGACCGGGCCAGGCACCAGGACGCAGAAGAGGCCCCCGAGGCAGCUGAGCGGGAGGAGGUGGCCUACGACCCCGAGGACGAGACGAUCUUAGAGGAAGCCAAAGUGACCAUCGAUGACCUGCCCAACAGAAUGUGUGUCGACACACGUGGCGGGCCUGGCCUCUCUGCCCCCUCCUUGGUGGAGCAGCAGAAGAUGAUUGAAGAGCUCAACAAGCAGAUUGAGGAGCAGAAGCGGCAGGUGGAGGAGCAGGAAGAGGCACUCAGGCAGCAGCGGGCCGCCGUCGGGGCCUCCAUGGCCCACUUCUCCGUGUCAGAUGCACUCAUGUCACCACCUCCGAAGGCCACGCUGCCCAAGACUGAGCUGUUCCCGCAGGAACCGCAGGCUGUGGUCAAGCCGGCUGCCGCCUCCGCCACCAGCCAGGCCCCUGGCCCAAGCGCCGAGGCGCGCCUGAGCCGGGAUCCCCGGCAGGCCCGGCGGUUGGCCGUGGAGAGCAAUGAGAGUGAGGCUGCACUGAGGGCCCCAACGGCCAGAGAAGCAUCUGGAGGGGCCCCUGCUGGCCCGGGGAUGCUGCCAGCCCAGGAGGAAACUGAGUCGGCCCCUCUGCCUUGGGCUCCGGGUGAAGAGGCCCCACUGCCGGCCAAACAGGAUGGUCCCCCGCGUGAGCCCUCAGAAAGCCUCGGGCCAGAGAGCAUGGCCAGCCUGGACGCUGUGGCCAGACCUGCCCGGAAGGUACUAUUGCCCACACCACCGGGCGCCUCCUUCCAGCCUCUCUACCCUCCGCAGAGCGAGGGCCAGGCCUUCCCCCCUCCUGGUUUCUCGGGGCCCAUGUAUGCGUCUCAGGAGAACCCGAUGGGCUCCUCCCAGUACGAUGACCCGAGAAAUGCUCAGUUUGCCGAGAAAAGUGACGCCCUGGCCACUGACACUGAAGGAGACAGAGAGCCCCAGGCCAGGCCAGGCGAGGGAGCCAGUGUGUUUCCCCCCUUGGCACAGAAAGGGGGACCUCCACCCCAGUUUCAGGGCCAGAGGGAGCCCACACCGCGUGCUUUUGGGAUGUCAGGCCUUCAUGGCCCCAGUUUCCCAGCUCCUCGGGGGCCAGUUCCUCCGUUCCCAGAAGAGAAUGCUAAUAACGAUGGGCCAAGAGGAGGGCCUCCGCCGGCCAGAUUCGGGCCUCAGAAGGGGCCCAUCCCUUCCCUGUUCUCAGGGCCACAUGGGCCACCUCCCUAUGGGGAUGGCAGGGGCCCCUCCCCAUCCCACCUGGGCGGACCCAGGGGAGCAGGGCCGCCUCCGUUGGAAGAGCGCAAGGACGCCCACGGGGAGAAAAGAGAGUACCCGGACGCCCUGUACGGCGAGGCCUCAGGUGGCCCUGCCCAGUGCGAGGGACCUGAGCAGGCCCCAUUCCCAGGAGGCCGGGGUGCCACGCCGUUCCAGUUUGGAGGCCAGAGGAGGCCUCUGCUGUCGCAGUUUAAGGGACCCCGAGGCGGCCCUCCUCCCUCUCAGUUCGGAGGUCAGCGAGGACCCCCACCCGGCCACUUCGUGGGCCCAAGGGGGCCGCACCCUGGGCAGUUCGAAGGCCCCAGAGGCCAAGCGCCCAGCUUCGUGCCCGGACCCAGGGGGAUGCAGCCUCAGCAGUUUGAAGAGCAGCGGGUCCACUCGCCGCCCCGGUUCUCCGGCCAGAGGGCACCUGCACCCCUGCCCUUUGGGGGGCCCCGGGGGGCUGCCCCAUUCCCGGAGAAGAGUGAGCCGGUGCCCCCCCGCUUUCACUUCCAGGGCCCAGCUGCCCCUGGCCCCAAGCCGGCACCCAGGCCGCUGCUGGAGCUGCCCAGCCACCCUCCUGCACCGUCCUCCGCGCAGGCCCAGGGCCCAGAGGCCGACUUCCGCGAGGGGGGCCGGGGCCACGAGUACAGAGGCCCGGCCUUCGAGGGGCGGCCCCGCGACAAGGCCCCAGAGGAGCCUGAGGCCCCGCUGCCUGACAGCCGCUCGGGCCGGGCCCUCGACGACCGGCGGCGCGAGAGGGAGCGUGGGAAGCCCUGGGAGCGGGAGCGUGGCCGGACCUGGAGCCGUGAGCGGGACUGGGACCGCGGUCGGGACUGGGACCGCCACCGUGACAAGGACGCUGGCCGCGACUGGGACAGGAGCCGCGAGCGGAAUGGGGGCAGGGACAAGGGGCGUGAGUGGGACCGUGGCAGAGAGCGGAGCCGCAACCGGGACCGCGACCGCAGGCGCGACAGGGAGAGGUCUCGCAGCAGGGACCGCGACCGCGACAAGGCCCGCGAGCGGGAGCGCCGCAGGGACCGCAGCCGGAGCCCUGAGCGGCCCCGGGACCCCAAGACGGAGACCCCUCGGGCUGCCGCCCCCACUGCCCAGACCUAGGGCCCCGCGGGAGCGGCACUCCCUGCUGAGCAGAUGGGCUUGGAAAGAACUGCGGGCUCAUGCUCAAAUAGAACCUUAUGGACUUGAAAUAUUACUGUAAUUUUGUGUAUAAUGGUUUCUUACAAAAUUUCACACCUUUACAAUUCCGAUGCUUUUUUAGAAACAAAAAACUAAGAACUCUUAACAUUUCCAUUUAAAUGUACUGAAAUGGGAACGUACCUACAAAAGCAUAUUGCUUUUUCAGAUUAUAAAGUUAUCUUUUCUAAUAACUUGACUGUUGUAAAUUCUGAGGGAGUUUAGUGGCUGUUAGGGCCAUACCUUUCCUGACAUCUCACCUGUGUGUCUGUUUCCAGAGGUGUGGCUGUUUCCAGAGUCUGUUUUUACAGGGUUCUGACCUGGUGGCCAUGGGUUUCUGCGUAUAGCUGUCAGCUAACCUGUGGAUGGUUGAGAAAUGCCAGAGUUAACAGAUGCAUCUUUCUCUCGUCACAAAGAAAUUUGAAUUACAAAUUUCAACCAGGAAACAAAACAUUUCUUAGUUUUGCUCAGUUUUUAUGUAUUGUCUUACACUUUUUCUUUCCCAAAAAACAUGAUUAAAAGCAACAUCUGAAUAGAAACUGUUGAAUUUUAAAUAACAUUUAGUUUAAAAGAUUUAAAUUUUACCAGUCUAAAGAAAGGAAAUAAAUCAAUUAAGUGUAAUUUAAAAGGUGGGGUGGGGUAGGGUGGGGUGGGGGGGCGUUCUUUGACUUGAAUAAUCAGGAACAGUGUUUUGGUUGAACUUUACCACCUGAGCAGUUCUUUUUUAUGUCCCAGGAAAAGUGCACUAGCUCCACACUGCUGUCCUUGUCAGGUGAUAAAUCUCAGCAUUUGUUGUUGAAAUGGAACAAUAUUUGUAUAAAGCCUGAGGUGAAAAUAGUGCUAUUAGCUCAAAAACUGCAAAUUAGAAUGCUUUUCACCAUGAAGCACAGUAAGCUGCUUCUCGUCCUGUGUUUCCAAGUACUUCUGAAGUGGAAAGUAGAGGAAAACUUGCUAAUUUAUUUGACUGUAUAAAAUACACUUUCAUAAUUUUUUUAUAUUUUCAUAAACUUAAUUUUGCAAACGUAAAGUUAGAGAAUUUCCUUUGUUCUUUGGAGUCUAUUCCAUUGUACAUCACUACAGAUUCUUCCCUUUCUAGCACAAACAUUUAAGCUGCGAGAACAUUGAGAACUUAGCAGUUUGGGGUGAUUUGUGGGUGUUGACAGACCCUGUCAGUAGGUUAAGUUACAUUAAAGUGGUGACGAGUUCCAACAUCUAAUGUGAUGUGAAGGUUUUUUUUUUUUUUUACAUGUAAAACAAAAAUUUUCUAAUUUAAAUA
Messenger RNA from Cervus elaphus (red deer), 8383 nucleotides. It is a transcript of the gene DIDO1, whose product is annotated as death inducer-obliterator 1. Gene Ontology annotation, cellular component: nucleus. Gene Ontology annotation, biological process: apoptotic signaling pathway; DNA-templated transcription. The transcript has 17 exons. The record is from RefSeq and is a predicted model, not a curated record. NCBI's taxonomy places the organism in Eukaryota, Metazoa, Chordata, Mammalia, Artiodactyla, Cervidae. Bases 445 to 7032 code for a protein of 2195 amino acids.